Molecule: messenger RNA, 934 nt
Organism: Physella acuta
Lineage: Eukaryota; Metazoa; Mollusca; Gastropoda; Physidae
Product: HCS2 neuropeptides-like
Molecular function (GO): calcium ion binding
Source: RefSeq, a predicted model, not a curated record
ACCACUAGAGGGCGCCACCAGCCGUCUCCCUAUAUAGACGGCCACCAACAACCCUCCGUCGCCAACUUUUGCCUCCUGUCUCGCAGUGUUUCAUUUUUCUAGGAACUUUUAAGACUUUAGACCCGGGAACUGCUUCCGUUUUUUUCAAAAAGAACUUUUGAUAGGACAUUCAGAUAGAGAAUUUUUUAGAAACUUUGUUAAUGCACUAGAACUGAUCAAGAAUAGAGGCAAGAUCUUGAAGACGCUGGGAUUUUUAGACAAGUCAGAAGAUAUAGAGGUCGUGCCGCAACUACUAGCUACCAACCAUGUACAGUAUAAUGAACGUAUUUCUCCUGACGGUGAUGACCGGGUCUAGCUGGGCCGUCUUCUACUACCAGAACGCCGGACCAGACUACCCCAGACUGGGAAAACGGGCCUACUACUCGGGCGAUAAACUUUACCCCAGGCUAGGUCGUAGGGACGCACCCCCGGGCCAGACCUUGUUCCCCGCCACGGCCCUGAGUGACCUCCCACAGGAAGAUAAAAGGGGCGUGUUCACCAAGACUGCGUACGGUUACCCCAGGACGGGAAGGAGAUCGGCGGAAAGUAUGGAGGAUUCUUUGAACGACAGCAGAAGUCAAAUCUUGGAGAAGAUCGCUCUCAUUGAAGAAGAUGAAGCUAGGAACAAGGCGCAGGAGGGACAAGGGAGCGAAUCACUGGACAUUCUCUUUCUGGAACUAGACUCCGACAAUGAUGGGAAGAUAACCAAAGACGAGUUCACGACCGGCAUGAGCAGAUACAGAUCCCAGAAUCCAUUCUGCUGACGUCCAUCUCCCGGACUGACGUCAACAAGCAAUUUUUUUUUCUUCACCAAACUUUUAACAUACACAUCGGAGAUCUUAUAUCAUUUGUUAAUUAGCUUUUUAAAAUAAUGGUUAAUUUAUUCCUUUUUUUU